This is a messenger RNA of Setaria italica (foxtail millet), 743 nucleotides long. Its product is annotated as mitochondrial import inner membrane translocase subunit TIM10. Gene Ontology annotation, cellular component: mitochondrial inner membrane. The transcript has 6 exons. Gene Ontology annotation, biological process: protein insertion into mitochondrial inner membrane. The record is from RefSeq and is a predicted model, not a curated record. The coding region runs from base 163 to 414 and encodes 83 amino acids. Lineage: Eukaryota; Viridiplantae; Streptophyta; Magnoliopsida; Poales; Poaceae.
CUCACCGUCUCCUUCCGCCGGCCCCUCCGAGCAAAGGGACAAAACCCUAGAGUUCGGCGAGGGAGGGCGGAGGCGAGGCUGCUGGUCGGCGGUCGCUACAUCGGAUCUCGACGACGCCGCUUGAACCCAGGCCUUUGUUCUUCUUCCCCGCGAGGUGCCGCAAUGGCUGCGAAAGGCGGGCCAACCAACUUGGAGAAGGAGCAGAUGUUUGGGAUGGCGGAGAAGGAGAUGGAGUACAGGGUUGAUCUUUUCAAUAGGCUUACACAGACCUGUUUCGACAAGUGUGUUGAGAAAAGGUAUAAAGAAGCUGAGCUCAAUAUGGGUGAGAACAGUUGCAUCGAUCGAUGUGUUUCGAAGUACUGGCAGGUGACAAACUUGGUUGGUCAGAUGCUCGGGAACCGGCCUCAGAUAUGACCUGAGAAGCAUUAGUUGCAUUUUGUAGCGUAAUCUGUCGCUCUGUUUCUCCAUUUUGGUUGGUUUUAGAAUGCCUCUACCUGCUAUUAAGUACACCAAUGCAGCACCAGUGACUGGCUGAUUCGUGGACCGCUCAAAGGAAAUCCCGAUGUCUUGCACUUUCCAGGGAUGUGCCUUGUCUAUGAAUCAUGAACAGGGAACAUGCCUGUAAUAAUUUGAUACAGCUCGGGAGAAUAAUUCUGUUGCUAAAGCUGUACCUGUUUCAUAGUUAAACUGCUGUAUUGAUGCGUUGCCACUGUCGUGGCUUCUGGACGCAACUUUUGCUUGCU